Aspergillus nomiae NRRL 13137 is the source of this 1188-nucleotide messenger RNA. RefSeq names its product putative protein phosphatase PP1 regulatory subunit Sds22. The transcript is spliced from 6 exons. Bases 1 to 1188 code for a protein of 395 amino acids. Lineage: Eukaryota; Fungi; Ascomycota; Eurotiomycetes; Eurotiales; Aspergillaceae. Gene Ontology annotation, molecular function: protein binding. The record is from RefSeq and is a predicted model, not a curated record.
AUGAAGGAUAGCAAAGGGUGGGACGGAAAACUGAGAGUCGGUCCCCAGGCGACCAUCACGAAUCCGGAGGCAAUCGAGGACCCGGAUUACUCAGACGAGGAUGCGCCGCCGGUGGAGGAGAUCGAGGCCGACGAAGACUUGCUAGAGGAUGAGGAUAAGGAUACUGAGGAGAUCGACCUCGUCCAUUGUCGUAUUGCGUCCAUCCCUGCUUUGCAUCUAGAGCGAUUCCCUAAAGUACAGAGAAUAUGUCUGCGGCAGAAUCAAAUAUCGCGGAUCGCGUUUCCUCCUGAAAUCGCCGGGUCGCUGGUCGAGCUCGAUCUCUACGAUAACCUUAUUUCGCAUGUCAAGGGUCUGGAUGAGUUCAAGGAUCUGACUAGUCUGGACCUGAGCUUCAACAAGAUCAAGCACAUCAAGAAUAUCUCGCAUCUGGUCAAGUUGACAGACUUGUACUUUGUGCAGAACAAGAUCUCGAAGAUUGAAGGGCUGGAGGGGUUCAAGGUGCUGAGGAAUUUGGAGCUGGGGGCUAAUCGGAUCAGGGAAAUCGAGAACCUUGACUCGUUGACGUCUCUUGAGGAGCUAUGGCUUGGGAAGAAUAAGAUCACUGAGUUCAAGAAUCUGGAUGCGUUGCAGAAUCUCAAAAUCCUCUCGAUUCAGUCGAACCGACUCACUAGUCUGAACGGACUCUCCUCCCUCAAGAACCUCGAAGAACUCUACGUUUCUCACAACGCUAUUACCGAGCUCAGCGGUCUCGAAUCGAACACGAAGCUGCGCGUCCUUGACUUCUCGAAUAACCAGGUCUCCAAGCUCGAGCAUCUGUCGCAUUUGAAGAACCUAGAGGAGCUUUGGGGGUCGAACAACCAGUUGUCUAGCUUCGAUGAGGUGGAGAAGGAGCUGAAAGAUAAGGAGAAGCUACAAACGGUUUACUUUGAGGGCAACCCGUUGCAAACGAAGGGGCCCGCGGUGUACCGGAAUAAGGUGCGCUUAGCGAUACCGCAGAUUAUGCAGAUCGACGCUAGUAAGUGCAGUCUUCCAGGUUUCCCGGUGUAUGCGUAUACUGACAGUCGCAGCGUUCGUGAGAAUAGCUUAAUUACCGUACAAGAACUGGCAUGGCUGAUGAUACAAUGGCAAUCAUGGUUAAUGGAAAGCGGAUUAGAUUCCUAUCAAUCUCCUAUGUUACAUGUAGAUUAA